AUGCGUCAAUUCGAUUACAUGGAUUUCGCCUGCCUCCUCCUCAUUUACCCCCUCGACCUCUCCCACAACUACCUCACAGGACCUGCAGUGACGCCUCUUGCUGCACGCACCCUGGAUCUCUCCAGCAACUACCUCUCGGGCCCUCUGCCCGACGGGGCAUGCCAGCCUCUCUCUUUUGAUGCCAACUGCUUCACGCUGCCGCUUGGCUGUGCCUUGGUACCGCAGCGGCAGGAGGCAGCAUGCAAUUCAUUCUGUGGCGUCUCCUCUGCUGCUGCUGCUGCUGCUGCGUGUGGAGGGCAUGGGGUGUGCUAUCCAGAGGGAGCUAGCUUGGCGCCCAGAUGUCUGUGCGACGCGGGAUUUGUGCAAUUUGGAGAGAUCAGCUGUGUUGCUCAAGGCCAGAACAAGAAUUACUCAAGCAGCCAGCCGGUUCUCCAGCCAGCAUCUGUGCUCACCAAGGGGACGCAGCGGGAGACAGGGGGGAACUUCACGGCAGCGCCGAUGACGCUGUUUGUGUACGAGGCAGGGCAGACACGGUUGGGGUGUGGGCUGGAGCUCGCCUUCCACGCCAACUUCACCUUUUCCUUCUCUCCUGGAACCGGCCGCGUGGGCUUCAACGGCUUUGCCUUUGUCGUCUCUGUGACAGACCGGGUGGGGAGUGGUGCAGGUGUGGGGUAUGGUGGAAUGGAAACGCGGAGAAUUGCAGUUGAGUUUGACACGCUGCAGAACAAGGAGCAUGGCGACAUGAGCAGCCAGCACGUAGGGCUGAACAUUCGAGGCGAGGACAAGUCGCUAGCUGCUGUGAGGUCGCCCUUCCCUCUGAGCAACAGGAAGGCGUACACGGCGUGGGUGGACUAUGAGCCGGGGGACCCCGGCACCAUCCAGGACUUCCUGGCUGACUCGCAGGAGAAGCCGCAGGAGGCACUGCUGGAGAGGAGGCUGGCGCUGUGUGAGGUGCUGCAGGGUGCAGCCGAGCAGCCCGCCUUCUUCUUUGGCUUCGUGUCGUCCACCACUGUGAAGCCGUUUCAGCGCCACGUCAUUCUUGAAUCGACAGUGGACACAGGUAAGCAGAGUGUGCUGUUAGAAGGAUGA
Molecule: messenger RNA, 1089 nt
Organism: Closterium sp. Naga37s-1
Lineage: Eukaryota; Viridiplantae; Streptophyta; Zygnematophyceae; Desmidiales; Closteriaceae
Source: the annotation of a GenBank genome assembly